Molecule: messenger RNA, 348 nt
Organism: Dovyalis caffra
Lineage: Eukaryota; Viridiplantae; Streptophyta; Magnoliopsida; Malpighiales; Salicaceae
Source: the annotation of a GenBank genome assembly
AUGGAAGUGAUGGCUAAAUUGUUAUCUAAAAGUGACACAAGUAACAACCGGCUCGAAUUUCCAACCGAGAGCUUGAGGGCUUUCUCCUUGCCCGCCGGUCAGAAUUCGGUUGAAUUUGAUGCAUUUGACAUGCUAGCCCAUCCUUGGAGAUUGAAGAUAUCAGUUCGCAAUCAAGGUAAGUAUCCAAAACCUUGGAUAUCUGGCCAAUGGGGCACCUAUGUUCUUCAUAAAGGGCUUAAGCAAGGAGAUAGAGUUACCUUUAUGCAUGAGCAAGAGAAUGGAGUAAACAAAUAUUGCAUCAAAGCUGAAAGGAAGCAUUUCGGUUUCUGGUAUUCGAUUGAUCAAUAG